GGCUCCCUCGCGUUAGACUUGCUGUGUUGUGAUCACGUGGGCAGCUCCGGGCGCGGCGCUUGUUUUGGUUUCCCUCUAACUUGCCCACGGCAGCUUCUGGGUGAGCGACUUUCCUGCACCUGCCCACACCCUGACCUCGUCUUCGGGCUCUCUCAGCCCGCAGUUCCGCAAGCCCCUGGGGCGGGCUCCUGCCAUGCCGCUGGUCCGUUACAGGAAGGUGGUCAUCCUCGGAUACCGCUCUGUAGGGAAGACAUCUUUGGCACAUCAAUUUGUGGAAGGCGAGUUCUCGGAAGGCUACGAUCCUACAGUGGAGAAUACGUACAGCAAGAUAGUGACUCUUGGCAAAGAUGAGUUUCACCUACACCUGGUGGACACAGCAGGGCAGGAUGAGUACAGCAUUCUGCCCUAUUCAUUCAUCAUUGGAGUCCAUGGUUAUGUGCUUGUGUAUUCUGUCACCUCUCUGCAUAGCUUCCAAGUCAUUGAGAGUCUGUACCAAAAGCUACACGAAGGCCAUGGGAAAACCCGGGUGCCAGUGGUUCUAGUUGGGAACAAGGCAGAUCUCUCUCCAGAGAGAGAGGUACAGGCAGUUGAAGGGAAGAAGCUGGCAGAGUCCUGGGGUGCGACAUUUAUGGAGUCAUCUGCUCGAGAGAAUCAGCUAACUCAAGGCAUCUUCACCAAAGUCAUCCAGGAGAUUGCCCGGGUGGAGAAUUCCUAUGGGCAAGAGCGUCGCUGCCAUCUCAUGUUCCUCAUACACUGAGUCCAGUUGGCUGCCACUCCCGUCCAAGUUUUGUAGCCUUUGAAGAUCCCCUUAAUUACAGAAACACCACCCUCUAGUGGCCAGAUGCAACAUGCUGACCUAGCUGUCUUCCUGGGGCCUCAGCAUUUGCUUGGACUCAAAGCAGACAGGGUUUCAGGAGAACGAAGCCCCUCAUUCCUAAUGAUGUAAGAAUUGAGAAGGAGCGUAGAGGCAGAGAGACUAAAGUGUUGUGAAGACUGACUUCCCAAGAGUGUUGAGUAAAGUAAGAAAUAAUGCAUCUGGUGCCUAUCAGUCCCCCUGGCCCUCCAUGUCCUCAGUGUCUUUCAUUAAAAUGGCUGUCCUUUGCUCUUUUCAUACCUUUAAUCUUUUUGUACUUUUCACACCUUUAGUGUUCUACUUUUUUUAGGUGUCAAAGGCUAUUGGUUCUGCUCUUAUGGACCUACCGCCUCAGUAGGAUUGAUAUUUCAGCUAGGAAAGUUUGGUCCCGUUUGCCUCCGCUUUUCUUGAUCCCCACCCUCCCACCAGCAUGAUUGCCUAACUAGUCUAAUACCUCCUCCAAGGACGUGUAAGGGUUACUUGAAUGGUAGAUCUUCACAGGGAAGGUACAGACCUCUUCUGACAACUGGGGGAGCCCGAGGUACCUGUCAAUGUACUUACUUGGGAAGGAUUGACAGAACCUAGAUGUGAUUUUUAGCUGUGACUUUGUCAGUGCCUGGCUCCAGGCUUACAGUGGGGAUAUGGCUUGUCAUGCUGAUUUUCAAAAGUCCUGACAGCUGCUUUUGCUUUUCUGAUCCAGAAUCUAAAAAGAAAUAAGGGCUGCUAGAAGAAACAUACUCCAAACAACAAUCUCACUGGCUUAGAAGGUUCUGGGAGGUCACUAACCUCUCUCCUUAUACUAAAAUUAAGUCCUUUUGCACAUCUGACCUGGGAUACUCAUUACAGGGGCCUACUUUCCCGCUGCCAUUUUCACGAGGUCUGGGGUAGACUUAGAAACAUCUAAAGUUUUCUAGUUUAUCAAUAAUCUCAAGGCCUGGGGACAGUAGUGAUAGCGGUUAAUAGCUCCUCCACUUAGCUGUGUGGCCUUGGGCGGUCACUUAACCUCUCAGAGCCUCCAUUUCUCAUUUAUGAAGAGUGGCUAAGUAUGCUUCAUAGAGUUGAGGUGAAAAUUAAAUCAGGUAAUAUAUGCAAAGCUUACUACAGUUCUUCACACAUAAUAAGUCCUUAAGAAAUAGUGGGUGGCAGC
Messenger RNA from Piliocolobus tephrosceles (Ugandan red Colobus), 2000 nucleotides. It is a transcript of the gene RHEBL1, whose product is annotated as RHEB like 1. Gene Ontology annotation, molecular function: GTP binding; GTPase activity. Lineage: Eukaryota; Metazoa; Chordata; Mammalia; Primates; Cercopithecidae. Gene Ontology annotation, cellular component: membrane. The coding region runs from base 194 to 757 and encodes 187 amino acids. Gene Ontology annotation, biological process: signal transduction. The transcript is spliced from 9 exons. The record is from RefSeq and is a predicted model, not a curated record.